This is a messenger RNA of Setaria italica (foxtail millet), 2668 nucleotides long. RefSeq lists its product as uncharacterized. The record is from RefSeq and is a predicted model, not a curated record. The coding region runs from base 282 to 2423 and encodes 713 amino acids. The transcript has 11 exons. Gene Ontology annotation, molecular function: oxidoreductase activity, acting on the CH-OH group of donors, NAD or NADP as acceptor. NCBI's taxonomy places the organism in Eukaryota, Viridiplantae, Streptophyta, Magnoliopsida, Poales, Poaceae.
AUGGAACAGUUUAUCUCGUCCCCGGACGUCGUCGUCGACGUUCUCACCGUGUCGUCGACCUGCCGGCGUCACCGCUUGAGAGAAAGCGAUAAGAUCUCGAGCACCCUGUGGCUGUGAACCAUCGUGUGGAGCACCCUGGCAGGCAGCAAGCUUACAAAAGGCACGUUGCUCAGCCAGUGUGCCAACCAUCCACCUCAGAACUUCAGGAUCCAGAGCCACAGUACACUGCCUCAGUGCUUGAGUCGAGAGAACCAGCAGUGCUCGUGUUCACCUUGCCAAAGAUGGCGGCCGCGGCCGGUGAGGAGAGGAAGAAGACGGCGUGCGUGACCGGGGGGAACGGGUACAUCGCGUCGAUGCUCAUCAAGAUGCUGCUGGAGAAGGGCUACGUUGUGAAGACGACGGUCAGGCACCCCGAGAACAAGGAGGACAACUCCCACCUGGAGGACAUGAAGAAGCUCGGCACCCUGGAGGUGUUCCGCGCCGACCUGGGCGAAGAAGGCAGCUACGACGAGGCCGUCGCCGGCUGCGACUACGCCUUCCUCCUCGCAGCCCCGGUGGACUACACGUCCAAGAACCCUGAGAAAGAGCUGAUGGAGCUCGGAGUCCAAGGCACGCUCAACGUGAUGCGGUCGUGCGUGAAGGCCGGGACGGUGAAGCGCGUGAUCCUGACCUCGUCGACGGCCGCCGUCUCCAGCAAGCCGCUGCAAGGCGACGGUCACGUGCUGGACGAGGAGUCCUUCUCCGACGUCGAGUACCUCACCGCCAAAAGGACCGGUCUCUGGGCGUACCCGGUGUCGAAGGUGCUCAUGGAGCAGGCGGCGUCCAAGUUCGCGGAGGAGCACGGCCUGAGCCUGGUGACCCUGUGCCCGUCCGUCACCGUGGGGGAGGCGCCGGACAGGCAGGUCUACACCACCGUCCCGGCCAUCCUCUCCCUGCUGUCGGGCGACGACAAGGAGCUCGGCGUGCUCAAGGGCAUCGAGAGGGCCUCCGGGUCGGUGCCGCUGGUGCACGUGCACGACGUCUGCCGCGCCGAGAUCUUCGUCGCCGAGGCGGAGGCGGCCGCCGGCAGGUACAUCUGCAACGCCCUCGACACCACCAUCGUCGAGAUCGCCCGAUUCCUGGCGGACAAGUACCCGCAGUACAACGUCAACACCGAGCUCUCCGGCGACCUCCUCAAGAAGCCGAUAGCGCUGCUGCCGUCGACGAAGCUGGAGAAGGACGGGUUCGAGUUCGAGUUCAAGACGCUGGAGCACAUCUACGACGACAUGGUGGAGUACGGCAAGGCACUGGGGAUCCUGCGCAGCUAUGAUGCCGGCUCCUUGGAGUGGCAACCACACCUGAUUGCCCGGGGAAACCAAACCCUCCUCAUCUCCGGUCCUCACUCUCAAACUCCCGGUAUGCUGGCCGCCGGUGGCGUGAAGACGGCGUGCGUCACGGGAGGCAACGGGUACAUCGCCUCCGCGCUCGUGAAGUUGCUGCUGGAGAAGGGCUACGCUGUCAAGGCGACUGUCAGAAACCCGGAUGACACGGAGAAGAACUCCCACCUCAAGGAGCUGCAGGCACUCGGCCCCCUGGAGAUCCUGCGCGCCGACCUGGACCAAGAAGGCAGCUUCGACGAAGCCGUCGCCGGCUGCGACUACGCCUUCCUCGUCGCCGCUCCGGUGAACCUCACGUCGGAGAACCCUGAGAAAGACCAGAUCGAGCCGUCCGUGGGAGGGACCCUGAACGUGAUGAGGUCGUGCGCGAAAGCGGGGACGGUGCGGCGCGUGGUGCUCACUUCGGCGGCCUCCUCGGUCUGCAUCAGGCCGCUGGAGGGCGACGGGCAUGUGCUGGACGAGGAGUCCUGGUCCGACCUGGAGUGGGUCACCGCCGAGAAGCCACCAAGCUGGGGGUACGUGGUCUCCAAGGUGCUGUCGGAGAAGGAGGCGCUCAGGUUGGCGCAGGAGCACGGCAUCAGCCUGGUCAUCGCGUGCCCCGUCCUCACCGUCGGCGCGUCGCCGGUGCCCAAGGUGUACACGAGCGUCCCCGCCAGCCUCUCCAUGCUAUCCGGCGACGAGGCAGCGCUGGGCAUGCUGAAAGGCAUCGAGAAGACCUUCGGCGGGGUGCCCAUCGUCGACCUGGACGACCUCUGCCGCGCCGAGGUGUUCCUGGCCGAGACGGAGACUACGGCGUCGGGGAGGUACAUCUGCAGCAGCUUCACCACCACCAUCGUCGAGAUCGCACGGUUCCUGGAGAGAAAGUACCCGCAGUACAGCGUCAACGUAGGCAACGACUCAUCAGGUGAGCUCCUGGAGAAGCCGCGAGUCUGCCUGUCCUCGGCGAAGCUGGUGGAGGAGGGGUUCGAGUUCAGGUACAAGACGCUGGACGAGAUAUACCAAGACGUGGUCGGGUACGGCAAGGCGCUGGGGAUCCUUCCCUACUGAUGAGCCUGGAAGUUUUUAGCCUGUUCGCUUCAGCUUAUUCAGCCGGCUUAUCAGUUACCAAACAGUAUUUCCCUCUCACAACAAAUCAGCCGUUUCAGCUUUUCAGCCGGCUUAUAAGCUGAAGCGAACAGAACAGACCCUUUAUGUUGUUUCUUUGCCGCUAGGCUCUCUAUCAGGCCCAAAUAGCAUGUUUGCCUGACCCGUCGAAACAAAUGAGGAGUGGCAAACAGGGCCCACCUUCGCCA